Molecule: messenger RNA, 1242 nt
Organism: Harpegnathos saltator (Jerdon's jumping ant)
Lineage: Eukaryota; Metazoa; Arthropoda; Insecta; Hymenoptera; Formicidae
Exons: 1
Coding region: 1-1242 (413 amino acids)
Source: RefSeq, a predicted model, not a curated record
AUGUUGCAAGAAAAUAGUAACGGAGAAGCUCAUCAUUCUAAUAGUAAUCAGUUUUUCCAUCCGAACAUAUGUCAUGUUUGCAAAUCAAGAAUCCAAGACUCUUUGAGACCGUGUAAUUGGUGCCACAUGAUCUCUUACUGUUGCGAAGAGCACAAAUGGCAGCACCGGCCGCACCAUAUCGAGAUCUGCACAAUUAUAACCGAUUUCAUAAACGACGACCCGCAAUGGUACGAUCGUUGUUACCUCUAUGAUGACUGGGUCAAAUUACAGGCAUCUCUUAUACGAAUAAUUCAGGUGAUACUGAAACGUCAACUAGAACCGUACGAAAUGCAGAUGUUUAUGUUCACAAAAGCAUGCUUUAUAUGUCAUCAACGGCAUACUUCGUACACCUGUGAAUAUUGCUUGUCCGUCAGCUAUUGCUCGGAUCAUGUACACCAUAUUUACAAGCACUAUGGAUCUAUGUGCUAUCAGAUGAGCUUAUGUCUCAACUUAGAUGUCAGGUUUUCCGAAGACUCAGUAUGGGAGUCGCUACGUAUCAAAAAUAUAUUUCCUGAUGUAAAGAGGCCUUUUACUAAUAUGGAAUCAUUCUGUAAUCAAUAUUGCCACAUUACUGAUUACAUAUCAGACCCGUUGACUCUAUACAACGGGAUGCAGUCCGCACAUUUGUUUCACCCCGAAGCGAUAACUAAUACUUUCGUCAUACAUAUUAUAGCUGCAAAUAACGUGGACAGACGUAAUUUUUUAGCAUGGGAACUUCUCUUACAUUUGUUGAAUAGGAUAACGAAACUGAUAAUUGUGCUAAUAGGUCCGGAAUUAGAGCCUGAAUAUAAUGAACACCAAACUUGCUUCUAUUGCAAGGAAGAUAAUAAGAGGCUUAUUCUUGAAGCUUCCUCUGUGUUAUACCACGAUUAUGUCUUUCAUAUUAAUUACAGAAGACCAAAUGUGAUUGUGGGAUUUCAAGCAGAGCUUCACAGACCUUUACCGGCUCUGAAUCCUGAUUCAUGGUCGGAAUCUAUAAAAACGAUGCAGUCUCAAAAAUGUCCGGUACUUUUAACCGCUACAUUGUCAUGUAAAGCGGAAUACGAUAUAACAAUGAUACAACAAGUCCUCGGACCAUCUGUAAAACCAAUACUUUCUACUUUUAAUGACUUCCGUACUUUUAGGCCUUACAGAGACUUUGAGGCUGGUUACGUAUCAUUUCGUAAUAUUUAUUUAACUGUCUACGAUAAUUUAAAUGUUUGA